AUGUCCCAUAAAUACAAGAUUAGGCCUUCCAAAUAUGAAACUAGUGAUCCUGCCAUUAAGGUAGAGAUGCGAAGGUUUAUCCAACAAUUAGAGGAACGUUUGAAAAAGGAGCUCCAGCACCGACGUGUGGAUCCAGAUUUAACUCACGUCGUGCCUCGUCAUCUGUAUGGAAAAACGGCAAGAAUUAUUCAACUUUCCCCGUACGACCUGCGUGAAUUCGAAGCAAUUAUUAAAAGUCGCUUGAAGAACGCAUACCGCUAUGACGGUGGUAAAGAUAUAAAAGAUUCCGACAGUAUGAGUCCUGAAAUGGGUGAUGACGAAGACGACGAUGCCGAUGGGGUUCGCCAGUCAAAGUUCGGAAUGAAAAUCGAACCUAAAACAAAACCGCGUGAACUGAAACUGCGGGAGGUCAAUUGGAUGGAAAACUUUCUGAAGAAAACUCGCAAAGAACGCAUAAAGUGGCAAACGAAGCUGUACCGAUCGGACAAAAAACUGCUGGAGAAGCCACUCUUCGAGCAGGUCGAGGAACUUAUCGACCUCGGGGCGCAGGACUUUGCUGAAUGGUUAAACACCCUCGGAGCGGAAAAAUCCAACAUCACAAAAGACAUCAUCAAACAGCUGUUUUCGAUCGGGGUGGAGGGCGACUCGGCGAAAGCACUCUGUGUCGAACCGAAGGAAAUUCGCGCCAUUCCGGAUGAGGUGGCCAAAGAUUGGAACCUGAAUUAUAUGGCUCUGCAGCGUAAAAUCGCCCAGGUAAUGCGAAGCGACCGACGGGAGGCGAAAGUUCGCGAGCGUCAUAUCGCUUUCGGCCGCACGCUUCCGAUGCACAUGCGCCGCUUCAAGCGCUUUGAUGACAUCGAGGAAAUUGUGCCGAACUUUCCGGAGGAAACGAAAACUUUCCAGAAGGUUUUCAAAGGUAUCUGUCAUCUGCGGUCGGUGAAGAUAUUGGUUGAUCAUUUGAAGGAGCAUCCGGAAAUUCACCGACCGAAGUAUCUGGUCGAUCAGGGCAUGUUCAAACCGAAGGAAACCAAGCCGAGUGACCACGUGCCGCUGUAUAAGCACUAUUUUAAACGAUAG
Molecule: messenger RNA, 1077 nt
Organism: Sabethes cyaneus
Lineage: Eukaryota; Metazoa; Arthropoda; Insecta; Diptera; Culicidae
Exons: 3
Coding region: 1-1077 (358 amino acids)
Source: RefSeq, a predicted model, not a curated record